AAAGUAUGUCUGGGGCUGUGGGAGUGACUACUCCAGGGAAUAAUAAGGAAGGGAAGGAGAAAGAGAAAGGCAAGAAAAAGAAAAAGACAAAGACAAAGACGGAGAUGGAGCUGCAGCUGGAUGAAGAGCAGGGAGAGAGGGAGAGAGCGGGAGAACUUGAUAUCGGGAAGCUGGAUGAUCUGGCGGAUUGUCUACUGCAGGGGGUCACUUGGGUGGAGUGGCAGGCCAUGCGGGAGAGGGUUUGCAGGGAGCAGCGGGCUUGUCUAGACUACUACUAGACUGAGGUCUAGUUCAUGGCAUGGAGGGCCUAGGUGGUAAUAUAGUAAUAUAAUGAUGAUAUAUAUGUAGUA
Aspergillus heteromorphus CBS 117.55 is the source of this 350-nucleotide messenger RNA. RefSeq lists its product as uncharacterized. The record is from RefSeq and is a predicted model, not a curated record. Bases 6 to 278 code for a protein of 90 amino acids. The transcript has a single exon. NCBI's taxonomy places the organism in Eukaryota, Fungi, Ascomycota, Eurotiomycetes, Eurotiales, Aspergillaceae. Gene Ontology annotation, molecular function: nucleic acid binding.